Molecule: messenger RNA, 890 nt
Organism: Vigna angularis (adzuki bean)
Lineage: Eukaryota; Viridiplantae; Streptophyta; Magnoliopsida; Fabales; Fabaceae
Product: RING-H2 finger protein ATL8-like
Exons: 2
Coding region: 235-825 (196 amino acids)
Biological process (GO): protein ubiquitination
Source: RefSeq, a predicted model, not a curated record
CUCGUGUAAGAGAAUAUUAUAUUUCUAGAUAUCCCUUUGUGCAAUAGAAUCUGAGAGACUGGUAGCAGUAGGAAGCCUCACCUCUCAAGCUAACAAGUUAUCUCUUGUGGCCAUCACAUUUCUUCACAUCCUUAUCAGUCAUGAUCAAAUAAAGAAAGAGACAGAAACAUGAAUCAGAAGUCAUGCAUUAAACAAUGGCAAAUCUCUUGCAUUCACCGUCAAAUUAAUUGACAUAUGAUGACUCCGUGGUUUUUGGCCGGCCACCUUCACCACCUCUUAACGCUCAACACAGACAAGUCCAACCAUUUUUCCUCACUCUGCAAUAACUUGGAAUUCAUGGACGACGACCAUGGCCAUCGCUUUCUUAACAACUUCGUGAUUCUCCUCCUUGCAAUGGGUUUAUUAGCUUUCUUUUUAUCAUUGUGCCAUCUCAUAGCCAUUUGCUUCUGGUACCAACGCAUCAAUCGCCAAAACCCAACGCCGACAGCGACGGCCUCCUCGGCGGUGCAGAUGAUUCCUACACACACGUACCACAGGAAGACAGUUGAUGGUGAUGUGGUUUCCGGCGAUGGUAAUGAAGGUGGGACGUGUGUGGUGUGCUUGGGUGAGUUUGAGGAGGGUGAGGAGCUGAGGACGUUGCCUGAGUGUUUGCACUGUUUCCACGUGGCAUGCAUUGACACGUGGCUGUGUUCGCAUUCGAGUUGCCCCGUUUGCCGGAGCAUUGCCACGCCGUCUCUGGAUCAUGAUUUGAACGAUGCGCAUGAGCACCGCAUACAUAUGACGCAGUUUUCCAUUGUACAAAAUAGCUUUGUGUUACUAGGGUGAGGCCGUGUUCACUUUUAUCAUUUCAAUAAAAUUAUAUUUUCAUUUCUUCUCAUUUUUAACUACAU